Clonostachys rhizophaga is the source of this 336-nucleotide messenger RNA. Lineage: Eukaryota; Fungi; Ascomycota; Sordariomycetes; Hypocreales; Bionectriaceae. The record is from the annotation of a GenBank genome assembly.
AUGUCUGUUGGCUCACUCUUCGCCUACCCAUCGGCGUGUUUCGCCAUUGGGAUCGGGCCUCAUCGAUCUCUUGCCAUUGCAUCGCGGAGCAUUACGUUGGCAAUUGCUUUGCCUGCAGCCCAAAAUUUUGGGGGAGAUGUCAAUACGGUUGCAUCGGUAGGCGUUAUGAGUGGGAUUCUGGAGGUUUUGAUGGAGCAACGGUUUUUAACUUGGCUCAUAAUCCGGGAAGACGACUACGUUACCAGAGGGGUUUCCUUGGGGUCGAACUCGGCCGCUAUAGUCACCGCCCUACUACUUCAGACAGAUCCGCAAGCAGCUGCGCUGUCGAGCUUGUAG